AUGUCUCUACCCGUCCUCUCGCGGCCUGCUGCAGACCCGCCGAAAGGUGCUCUGCCCCCCAUUCCUCAAGCACCUUCUACCCGCAAGACCCCGCCAACUGCGACGCCUUCCCGCUUGAAGACUCCGACGCGUCCGUCCGCUCUUCCAACACCUCAUUCACAAUCUACAACUGAUCUACCACGGGCAGCAUCAUCAUCAGGACGAGCCUCCGGCAUUCCCUCUUCUAAAACCAUACGGAAAGUCACCAGUAUUGGAUCUUUUCCCGUACCUCCAACCCCCACUUCGCGACCAAACUCGAGUGACUCUCUGGCCGACAAGAAGCGAACUUCAGAUGUCAGCACAACUUUGACCAAAAGCAAGAAGCUACCAAGAGCCAGUAUUGCAAGCACAGCGAGCUUUCGAGGUUCGCAGACGCCUAGUUUGCUGAACUCGGCUGGUGAUGCCAACACAAUACCUCUCUCGAAGAACCGCAUCUCAGACGCCCAAUCAAGCGUACACUCACCUCCACACAGCCGAAGCUCCUCCGCCCAGGGUUCUUAUUCCACCACUGCUACUACCAUUGAAGAGGAUGGAGAUGAGUCACGUGGACGGGCAAAAGACAUUGACGACUUUGCGCCAUCUGCGAACAGAGACUCAAAAGGUGGCAAGGAAUCUAAAGGAAAUGUCCUUGUCAGUGUUCGCGUCCGACCUGAUGUCGGUCAACAGGACAAGUCACAAAGCGACGGAGAGUGGAUGGUGGAUGGUCGGAGGUCUUUGAUCGCAUAUCGCGGUAAAGAAGGCGGCGAUUACCACUAUGACAACGUCUUUGGCACAUACGACGACAAUUCGAGAGUCUACGACUCUAUCGCAAAGAGACUAGUUCGUCGAGUCAUGGAAGGCUAUCAUGGCACGGUCUUCGCCUACGGAAUGACAGGAACUGGCAAGACGUUCUCUAUGCAGGGAACCAUGUCCAGCCCCGGUGUCAUCCCUCUCGCAAUCACCGACAUUUUCUCCUACAUCCGCGAAACACCUCACCGGGAGUUCUUGCUCCGGGUAUCUUACCUCGAGAUCUACAAUGAGAAAAUCCACGACCUGCUCGCUGCACCACCGGGUGGAGUCGGACCUGGUCAGCAGCAGGAUGAGAUCAAACUACGAGAAGACCCUAAGCGCGGCGUCUACGCUACUCCGCUCAAGGAAGAAAUCGUACAAAGCCCAACGCAAUUGCUUCGCGUCAUCCAUCGAGGUGACAUGGCUCGAAGAACGGGUACUACUCAAUGGAAUUCUCGAAGCUCGCGAAGUCAUGCGGUUGUCCAGAUUGUGGUGGAGAGUCGAGAACGUGUCUCUGGCUCAUCGAUGCAAGAUGGCAAGCGGGUUGGCAUGCUUCCAGGUGGUGUCAGAGUUUCGACUCUGAGCUUGAUCGAUCUGGCUGGUUCGGAGAGAGCCGCGGAGGACAAGGAGCGCCGGACGGAAGGUGCACACAUCAACAAAUCACUACUCACCCUUGGAACGGUAGUCAGCAAACUUUCAAGCACCAAGGAUAAGAACGGCAACCCGAUCGACAAAGAUGGAAAGCAUCUCCCCUACCGUGACAGCAAACUCACUCGACUACUACAGGGUGCGCUAUCGGGCAAUUCUCUGGUGUCCAUUCUCUGUACCAUCCAGCUUGGCUCUCACGGCAGCGUUGCCACAGCCCAGAACCAUACUGGCGAGACUCUCAAUACUCUGAAAUUUGCCGCUCGAGCCAAGAACAACAUCGUCAGUCAUGCCAAGCGAGCUCUCGAGGAGUCUGGCAGCGUCAAUGCUGGCCUCUUGGAGCGCUACAAGUCCGAGAUUCAAAAUUUGAGAAGCCAGCUUGAAAAGCAACAACAUGCUGCCGUGGAGAAAGAGGAGAAGGUGAUUGAAAAAGAAGCCGACCAGAGGCACGAGGAGCAAAUGCUUGAAAUGCAAUUGGCCCGAACUGCCUUGAAAGAGCGGAUCGAGCACCUGAACCGGCUCAUCCUUUGUUCCAAGUCGACUGGUGUGAACAGCGGCACUGUGUCGGCUCUGGGAAUGCAUUCACGCCUGUCAGGUGAUCAGGGAGAGCUCAGUGGCAGUCGCUCGCUUCGGUCAUCAGCCAGCCAGUCCACUCUUGGUGUCACGCCUUCGUUCCCUCGUCAACCAUCGAUGCAGUCUUUGCCCGGUGGUCUGAGAGUCUCCGGCCACCUGUCAGCUUCAUAUUCGCCCUUGAAUGAAGACGAUGAAGAACCUACAGGUGACUUUGGAGAUGGCGUGGCUUCCAUCCAAGCACAAAACCGAGCUCUACAGAGUGAUAUCCAGGACAAGAAUCGGUAUAUUGCAACUUUAGAGAAGCGACUACUACAGGCACGACGGUCGAGUCACUCCAGAGUAUCGAUGGGCUUCAACAGCAAACCUGCCGAUGCCGAUGACAUGGCACGUAAGCUGGAUGAAAAGGAUGCUCAGAUUGCCGACCUUCAGCGUACGGUGGCAGCGCUUCGAUCAGCUGUUCGAAAGCGCGAGACGGCCGAACUCAGUCCAGACAUGUUGCAGACGGAGAUGAAGACACACAAGCCGGAGGGUAGCCAGGACAGCAAAACCAACAGCAUCGACAACAAGAGUGUAUCAGCUGACUCGAGUGGGCCCAAGUCACCUGGUCUCUCGAAGAGUCCCAUGAUGCUACUCUCUCCGCAAAAAGAUCCCAACUUGCGCCGCAAGUCGGUAGAUGAGAUGUCCAAAAUGCUGGAUGAGAUGAUCCAGGAUAAGGUGGAGAGUGGACAUCUGAUCAAGGGUAGAACCGGCUCAGUCCGAGCUCCACCUCGUGUAGGGUCUCGACGACACUCGCGACGCAACUCGAGCGCACCAAGCCCGGGCAUGGCAUCAAUGGCCGCCUCCCUGCGGGAUUCCGUUGUGCCUGAGGUGGUGGCAGAACCCGAGACCAUGAGCACAACAUGA
Messenger RNA from Cyphellophora europaea CBS 101466, 2928 nucleotides. RefSeq lists its product as uncharacterized. Gene Ontology annotation, biological process: microtubule-based movement. Lineage: Eukaryota; Fungi; Ascomycota; Eurotiomycetes; Chaetothyriales; Cyphellophoraceae. The transcript has a single exon. Bases 1 to 2928 code for a protein of 975 amino acids. The record is from RefSeq and is a predicted model, not a curated record. Gene Ontology annotation, molecular function: microtubule motor activity; ATP binding; microtubule binding.